Molecule: messenger RNA, 1873 nt
Organism: Aedes aegypti (yellow fever mosquito)
Lineage: Eukaryota; Metazoa; Arthropoda; Insecta; Diptera; Culicidae
Gene: spz6
Biological process (GO): innate immune response; central nervous system formation; regulation of Toll signaling pathway
Cellular component (GO): extracellular region
Molecular function (GO): Toll binding; growth factor activity
Source: RefSeq, a predicted model, not a curated record
AUCUGUUUCUGGUGGCCAUCACACGCGCUAGAAAAACAGUACUCUUUCAGAUUCCGAGCCGUUCACAACGGGCUGCGCGUUGGUCGUGUGUUAUUUCAGGAAGUGCUACUUCCGCCAGUGUGAGUGUGUGACAAAUUCGUCCCGCCUAACUAAUUAGAGCAUCGCCAGCAAGGAUUAAAUGGCUAAGAUGAAUUAUUUAGUGUUCUUGCUAUUAUUCGGAUGCCAGUUGCUUACCAGAGCUGAUGACCUGCUCGAUUCGGAGGAACCACCAGAGGGCUACUAUGCAUUCAUCGAGUCGCCGUCUGCCGUUCCGCCAAAGGUUCGCUCCCCGCCCUAUACUCACAUCAACAUCGACUGCAAGGAUGCCACCAACCCCAAGCCAUACGUUUCCGCGAACAAUCUCUGCGGAGAUCUGAACAAGGGCAAAAUUCCACGCAACCCAAUGCGUCAGAGCGUAAUGGGGGAGCCUUAUCCUUUUGAGCUGAUUAGAAAUCAAACACUAAAGUUUUUGUCGAAAACUUUACCAGUGUUGAAGGCCGAUGAUACUCCCAAGGUUACUCAGAUCAUGCCAGAUGAGACUGUUGAUCAGUUUGACGACAAUGGAAUUGGUCGUCGAAUGGGUAAAGUCAUGCGAAUGACCGAAGAUCGCAGAGAUGAGGAGGAACCCCGAACACCGAGGAAGUUCUGCGACGGUGGCGGCGUAUUCUGCGCUCUUUAUCGAGCUAUUCAAGGUGAACCAAUCAGUAGCAAACUGGUCGCUGAACGACGUGAAGAAAUCCCAAGUGCCUACGCUCCUCCUCCACCGCGAUAUGACGGACCCCCCACACCUUGUCCAGCCAAGGUUGAGUAUGCUACACCGGUGUUCGCUAAGAACUACCAGGGCUCGUGGAGAUACGUCGUCCAAAUUCCAUACGAGGGAUACUUUACUCAAACCGUUGAAGUGACUCGUUGUCUCCAGGCUCGUUGUCAUUAUCUAGAUGGUGGCUGUUUGUCGUCUCCUCGUUGGGUUAGCUUGCUUGUCGCCGAAAUUUUCUAUCCGAAUGCAGAGGAAUUCACUACUUCGACAUCUACAACCACUGCCCCAUCGAUUCAAGAUUUCCAAGCUUACCAGCAAUAUCUGCAAAAGCGAGCGGGACUUCCCACUGGUGCCGAUAGUGGAUCGUAUGAAAACACCAGCAAUCACGCAACUCGCAAGAGCGAUCAACAUUGCGACGGACACGAUGAGAUUGGGUGCUUCCAAGUUCGCUUGUACUACGAUUGGUUCCUGAUACCCGGCUCUUGUAAAUGCUGGAGACCCGAUUAUUUCGCAAAGUACGUCCGAAAGCGGCCAACUCCUGAACUGUAAAACUCGAUUUAUAGCUGCUGCGCCCAUAAGAUAGAUGUCGCGUACGAGUGUUGAAUGGACUGCAACUUUAUUUAUUUAUUUAUUUUAUCAUAGCUUAUGUAAAUGCUAGAGCGUAAAAUGGAAAUUCAAGUUGGAGCUUAUUCGGGUAAAACAUUUGAAGGCGGUUCUGUGGACACUUUCUGGCGUGAUCCGGGACGUGUUUAAUCUCUCUUACUUUCAAAGCAGAAGAAUUCUCUCUUCUACUCUCAACUUUCCGCUGGUUAUGGUGUUAUUGGGACAACAAUCGCUGCAAUGAGCCAUCGAAGGCAUCCAUUGAGUCGGAUUUAUUUUUAGUUCUCAAGUGAUCUAGAAAUAUGACUGACAACACUGAUCUGCAAAACAGUACUAUACAUUAAACGCUCUUUAUAAGAAACUAUAGGGUAAGCUACAAUAGGUAUCUUUUAAAUGUGCUCUACUCGUCUACUAGAGUCUGAAUCAGCAGAAGCAAUGAAAGAGAAAUAAUUUGUAAAUAUAAAUAUUUUAAAAAUA